This is a messenger RNA of Truncatella angustata, 1095 nucleotides long. RefSeq names its product putative 4-hydroxybenzoate polyprenyl transferase. Gene Ontology annotation, cellular component: mitochondrial inner membrane. Gene Ontology annotation, molecular function: 4-hydroxybenzoate polyprenyltransferase activity. Lineage: Eukaryota; Fungi; Ascomycota; Sordariomycetes; Amphisphaeriales; Sporocadaceae. The transcript has 2 exons. The record is from RefSeq and is a predicted model, not a curated record. Gene Ontology annotation, biological process: ubiquinone biosynthetic process. The coding region runs from base 91 to 1095 and encodes 334 amino acids.
AUUUCGAAAGCUUUCACGACUCGUUCUACCUCGAAUUUGCGUGUGGUAAAUCGUGUACUGUUAUUAAUAUUUUGAACUGUUCAGUAAGUCAUGGCGACAACCAAGACAAAGACACUCCAGGAUGUCGUCUACGCUCCGAAGCGGGAGUCGCCCCCAGCCAGCGAAAGCCUCAAUUUCUUUCCUCAUUUGCCGCCCCAUCAAGAUCCCACUACGGGCAUAGUAUCUAAGCUUCCGUCAUUGUGGAUUCCAUACGCACAACUGAUGCGUCUCGACCGCCCCGCGGGCCUGUAUGCUUUCUACUUCCCAUUUCUCAUUGGUUUGAUGUACGCCGCAUGCAUCUCACCUGUGCCCGUCAAACCCCUAGCCGUCCUCAAGUUCGGUGCCAUCCUCCUGCUUCUUAACGUCCUACUCCGAGGUGCUUCCUGUACCUGGAACGACAACUUCGACCAAGAGUUCGACAGGCGGGUCGAGCGGUGCCGCCAUCGCGCCAUCGCCCGGGGCGCCGUGUCUACGCGCAACGCGCACAUCUUCACCGCCGCGCAGCUGGCGGCCAUGUGUCCCCUGAUGUCGCUGUUCCCGGCCGCAUGCACGCCGCACAUGCUGGCCGCCUUGGUCCUGUUCUUCGUCUACCCGCUGAUGAAGCGCGUCACCUUCUACUCGCAGGUGUUCCUCGGGUUCCCAGUCGCGUGGGCCAUCGUCUUCAGCGUCGCCGCGCUCGGGAUAGAUCCUCUCCAGGCGGGUGUGCGGGGGCCGACCUUGGCCCUGUGCGCCGCCAAUAUCUUUUGGACUAUCACGUAUGAUACCAUCUACGCGCAUCAGGACGUCGCGGACGACGCGAAGGCGGGCGUCAAGAGCAUGGCUUUGCGCUUUGAGAACAGCACGAAGAUCGUGGCGAGUGUCUUGUCAGUCGCCCAGGUUCUUUCACUUGCGUUGGUCGGCAUAUGGGCGGGUUUUAGUAGCAUCUAUUUCGUCGGCACCGUUGGCGGUGUCGCGGCAGCUAUGGCUUAUUAUAUAUACGAUGUGGAUCUGAAGCGGCCGGAGAGUUGUGGUGCUUGGUUCCAUGAUCAGAUGUGUUCUUACAAGAACCCGCAGUGA